CCUCAAUCCUCAUCGUGUGACGUUUACGUUACGCUCCUUCGUAAAACUCUAAUCUAUGUAGGUGGGGUGUGUGGUUUCUGGUGCGGGUGCUUCUUCGAUGGACGAAAUCUCCGGCGAGCUGAAGCGGGCGGAGUCGCAGAGGGAGACCCUUUUCAAGGCGUUCCAGCAAGUGCAGUCUCAGGCGUCCUCUGUCCUCUCGUUCACGCUCCAGUGGAAGGACCUGGAGGAGCGCUUCGAUGGCAUCCGCGGAUCGCUCGAGCGCCGCGCCAAGGAGCUCGACGAGGGCCAGAGGUCGCUCGCGGAGCGUGCCCGCGAGGUCGAGUCGCGGGAGGACGGGCUGCGGUCGGCGUGGCAGAGGGUCGAGGAGUGCGAGGAGGAGGUCCGGAAGAAGAAGAUGGACCUGAGGUCGGUGGAGACGCGGCUCGAGGAAUGCAGGGAUGAACAUAGGAAGAAGGAGAGUGAACUGAUUCUGAAGCGAGACGCACUUACCGAGUGUGACUCUCUGCUCAGGGACAAGGAGGAGGAGCUGCGAUAUUUAAUGCACGCAACUGAUGAAUGCUGCCGGGAUUACGGUUCGAAGAAGGAGGAGGUGGAGUUGCUGCGACAGGAAUUGGACUUGAAGGAGAAGAAAGUCGAGUCAGUGCAGAGUUUGCUCGAGGAAAAUGCUCGUGAACUCGGCGCGAAAGUGGACAAGUUGGGUUCAGUCCAGGCAAAACUAGAAGAGGUUGCCAAAGCUCUUGAGUUGAAAAGUGGGGAAUUGAAUGCGGUCCAAGCAUCUAUCAAAGUCCGAAAUCUUGAGCUUGCCUCGAAAAAGAGACAGCUAGAGUCCAUCCAAAUUGAUAUUGCAGAGAGUGCAGAGCAACUCCGUUUGAAAGAGCAAGAGUUAGCUUUCAUUCAAACCUCAACUCUUGAAUGCGCCAAGGCCCUCGAGUCCAAAAAUAAACAAUAUGAUUUGAUACAAGAAUCCAUUACUGAAUGCUCUCAAGAGCUUGAGUCUAAAACAAGGCAGCUGGAUUCCGUUCAGAAGAGAAGCAGGGAAUGCGUCGCAGAGCUUGGACUUAAAGAAAAGAAACUUUAUAAGCUUGACGUGUCAAUUGGAGAACACUCUCAGCUACUUGAAAUGAAAAAGAAAGAAUGUAAUGAGCAAUGUAUGGAGCUGGAAUUGUUGCGGCAACGGCUUGAUUCAACUGAAAAAUCAAUUGAGAAGUGCUCCCCGGAAAUGGAUUUGAGAGAGAGGAGUAGUGGCCGUUCUGGGGUAAUGGCGCAAAAUUGGAAAGACCAAUAUGGACCUGUUCUGGCUUCAUGUGUAAAUCCUCAAUCCACAAUCGCUUUUGAUGGAAAGAAAAUGCAGAUGUUCAUAUAUCAACAUUUUCACGAGCUCAAUAGAGUGUGCCAUAAGGUGCUGGAGAUUAUUAAAACAUCAGCUAAUGCUGCAAAGUUGGUCGUAGAUGCCAUGGAAGGGUUUUACCCCCAGAAUUCAGGGAAUGGAGAUGAGUUAUUAGAUAUUGGGGUGAUUAGAAGGAGUUGUAUCUUCCUGUUGGAGAAUUUCAUACGAUCUUCAGUGGAGAUUAAGCCUCAGCAGAGGGAAGCUGCAAUGAAACUGGCUGUUGAAUGGAAAGGGAAGCUGAAAUUUUCCCUAUCACAGGAGUAUUCUUUGGAGGUCUGGGAUUUUUUGAAGCUUUUAGAGGCAUAUAAGCUAGCUUCUGCGUUCAACGCAAAUGAAAUUCAUGAUCUUCUCAAUUAUGUGUCACAGUUUCAAGUAGCACAGGAAUUGCAACAGGUCCCUGGCUCUUCAGCCGUGCCGCCUGGUUCUUUUGGAUAUAGUCAACAUUGGCUAAGAGAGACGGAGGAACCAGAAAAUUUUGCUGUGAGCAAUGCAGGUGAUUCUUCUGUUGUUAAUCCACCACUACCAACUGUCUCAGCUAGAAAAGAUAUGCAGCUUGUUCACACUGAGGUUUUGAAUGAGAAUGCUAUGAUAUGCAAAGAAAUCUCACAUAAACUGCAAAACUCAUCUGACCCUGCAAAACUUGUUCUGGAUGUUUUUGCGGGGUCUUAUACUCAAUAUUCAAACAGUAAGGAUAUGAAUUUGGAGACAGACAUUUUGAGGAGUCAAAUUGUUCUAUUAGAGCAGCUGGUGAGAAUUUCGCCUACAGUAACGCAUGAGGUUAAAGAAGGAGCGAUGAAGCUGGCUAGGGAAUGGAAAGCAAAACUGUCAAAUAAACCCGAGAGCGGUUUGGAGGUUUUGGUAUUUCAAAAUUUCUUGGCAGCAUACAAUUUGGUUUCUUUGCUAAAUGACAGUGAGAUUCUAAAACUAGCGGAAAUUGUGUCACAGAAAAAUGACACUUCGCUGCUGGGCCAGAUUACAGCGCACCAGCUAGCCUACCUGCUUCUCUCUCCAGAGUGCAUCAGCAGCCGCCCGGAUUGAAGAAACGUUCCGCUUCAGGGACCCGGAGAUCGAUGGUCAAUCCCAACCCCGCGCAGGUCAGUGUAAAUACAAGCUGAACGAUCAGGGGGAGGUCCUAUGUAAUCCUCUGCCGAAAGUAGGCCGGAGCUAUUUGUGUGGCUGACUCAUACACCUGGCAUUGCCGGACAUCUUCUAUGAUUUCCAAACCUGAGCUCAUUAUUCAAAUCGUUAAAGAACUUGACACAAUGUAUAUUGCUAUGACCUGCUUCAAUCUAAACUCGUUUUAAUAAUCAGUUUGCU
Rhodamnia argentea is the source of this 2704-nucleotide messenger RNA. RefSeq names its product nuclear matrix constituent protein 1a-like. The record is from RefSeq and is a predicted model, not a curated record. The transcript is spliced from 3 exons. Bases 98 to 2425 code for a protein of 775 amino acids. NCBI's taxonomy places the organism in Eukaryota, Viridiplantae, Streptophyta, Magnoliopsida, Myrtales, Myrtaceae.